Molecule: messenger RNA, 4164 nt
Organism: Sycon ciliatum
Lineage: Eukaryota; Metazoa; Porifera; Calcarea; Leucosolenida; Sycettidae
Product: rho family-interacting cell polarization regulator 1-like
Exons: 24
Coding region: 143-2971 (942 amino acids)
Biological process (GO): proteolysis; protein desumoylation
Cellular component (GO): nucleus
Molecular function (GO): deSUMOylase activity
Source: RefSeq, a predicted model, not a curated record
UGUAACAUUUCAAAAAGGUAAAAGAGUUGUUUGUGGGGAGAUUCAGAGUUAGUUUUCGUAGCUUUUCUUCUGGACCAUCCCCUUCUCCUCAGUGUGAUUGUGGAUAGCUGUGCUGCUGUACCUUCUGUUUUUAUCCAUCGUCAUGCAAUCACGGAAGAGACGCUGGGACGAUAGUGACUCGGACGAAGAAGCAGUUGAACCUGACUCUUCGAAUCAGCCAUCCUCUAAGAGACGAUUUACUGGUCUCGCGCAGACAUUGUUUGUGCCAUUCAGGUGGGUGGCCAAGCAGCUAUCGUCCCUGUUUACCGGUAAUGAGCAAGACUCCAGCGAUCCUCGAUCGUCGGCCAUUGUCGGCACAGCUGUAGCGCCACUGCUGCUGCCGCCGUCUGUUGUUCUCAGCGGUGAAGAGACCACCGGCAGUGCUGGUGGUGCUGGUACUGGUGCUCGCACUGCAUCCACAGGCACCCAUCACUCCUCCGCCUCGCAGGGACUAUUCUCUGGUGUCCGACGACAUCACCGCUACCCACAGCUACACGCCGCCAAUAGCGCUGCCGCCACUGCUGCUGCUGUUCACGCCAUGAGCUCGCCAAACGGCCCUGCCGUACCGCCGUUUCACUUCUCCCCGUCGCCAGUUGGCCGCGGACGGGGCACAGCGCUCUCCUCUCACCUGACCAAUGCAGCAGCGGCAAACCGUCUUCCCUCGUUCAGUGGUACAAGCACUCCAACUGCUGCCAUGUCAUCAGCUCAAGCCAUGGCGCCCGCUGCAGCUUCACAGCCAACGGAACAGCAUGCCAGUGCGGAGCUUGUCAACAGCACCGAUGGAAACCCUGCACCGGGCCCACAUCAAGCACCUUCUUCAUCCCAGGCGAGCUCGAAGAGUUUGAAGGCCUCUUCGGCUUCGAGUGCAACGGCGUCAACAGCAAGAACGUCAGCACCUCUGCAGGUCAGCGCUUCACAACCAGCCAACUCUUCAGUUGAUACUGGUUUUGACAUGCCGAUCAUCCGUCCAGUCCAAGCAACUGCACGAUCCCAUGGGGCUACUAGUGAGAAAUCUCGCCAACGUCGUCCCCUCUUUGCCAAUGAUACUGCACAUCUGAAGGAAGCCGAUCGCUACCGUCGUGUUCUACAGCAGUUCUCAACACCACACUCUCGCCACAAGAGUCAAGAUGCGGUGAGGUUAGAGGAGCGUGAUCAGUACCGUUCUCUUCUACAGCAGAUUACAUCACCACCGCCGACACGCAGAGGCAGCAGCAGUGGAGGUGAUCAUGUAGAGAAAGAGGAUGGUGCUGAUCACGAUGACCAUGUACCGUAUCCUUCGUCGAUUGUCAAUCACGCUUCUUCUUCACCCGGUCAAGUUGAUGACAGCGAGGUCUUGAUCACAUCAGAGGUGCCAGGCAAUCCUAACCUUGCCUCUCCAACGCAUGUUGUCUCCUUCCCUCGUCAUGCCACAUCGCAGCCUCACCAGUCAGCCGCGGAGACUAUGUCCGCCCUUCCGGCGGCCCACAUCGUCUCGUCACCGUACGGUUUCGAGGUGGCCGAUACAGCGCGCGAGCCCCACGCUACCUCCCCGCAGGCUAGCUAUGUGUUCCUGCCCCAGUCGUCAACAGCUCAGCCGCCGUCGCACGUCUAUCCGACAGAAGACCGGCGACGUAUCCAGCAGCAAAGUGCCUCAGCAUCACACGUGUUCCGCAGUCCCAUGGUGUCGCACGUGACCGCACCGCCUCGCCAUAUUCGCCCCGCGCCGACGUUUCAGAGCAGGCCGGUCGCAUCGGCCGCGCCCACCACUGCUGCCGCGUCGUCGAGGAUGCCGUCCACUCGCGGUGCUGGCUUCCGUCACUCAUCACAUGAUGAACCUGGAUCAGGUGAUUACAAUGCACGUCACCGUGACACCGCCUGCCUGCUGUCUGACGACGGCGACGAGGAGCAUGAAGAACCUGCCGUUGCCAGGGGUAGUGAUGACAUCAGUACAGAAAGGACUGGGUAUCAUCCCGCACCUGCUGCUUCACGUUCAUGGGCAAAAAUUUCUUCUCACUCUGGCGUGAAGCAAGCCAUGUCGACAGAUUGGAUCACCAGUUUGGUAUCUGAUGUUGAUAAUGUGUUGAAAGAACGUCAGCAAAGGGCUGACACACUGGAGCGAUCCCUGCAGAAGAUGAGAUUACAGAGAGAGGAGAAAGAACUGGCAGAGACACAACAGCUGAAAGAAAGACUUGAAACCGUCCGUCAGCGGAGUAAAGAUAUGCGGCUCAUUGAUGCUCCUCUUCUCGAUGAGGAUGAGGAAGAGGAGGAAGAGUUACCGGAGCUCACCGAGGAGCAGGAAGAGAUGGUGAGCAAAGCGCUUCGCCGCUCUGGGUCCCAGUCUCAAGUACUGUCCACGGCCUUCAACAUUGAUAUGGCGCGUUCUGAUAUCGCCACGCUCUCUGGAUCUGGAUGGCUCAACGAUGAGGUAAUCAAUUUCUUUUUCCAGAUGAUCAAGGCACGUAACGACGCCGAUGAGGAUCUUCCGUCUGUGCACGUAAUGUCCUCGUUUUUCUACCCCAAGCUACUGUCAACCGGCUACACCAGCAUCAAGCGAUGGACGAGAAAGGUGGACAUCUUCUCAAAGGAUCUAAUCGCUAUUCCUAUUCAUUUGGGAAUGCACUGGUGCUUGGCGAUGAUAGAUUUCCGUGCCCAGGCCGUGACUUACUAUGAUUCUCUGCUGGGUGAUAACUCACAGUGUUUGAGUAGUCUUCGCAAGUACAUUCAGGACGAAAGCAAAGAUAAGAAGAAGACCGAGUUUGAUUUGAGUGACUGGACAUUUGACCAAGCUACGGAUAUCCCAGAGCAGAUGAACGGAUGUGAUUGCGGUGUAUUCACCUGUACAUAUGCGGCGUAUCUUACCAGAGACAAGUCCUUCUCUUUUUCACAGGAUGACAUGGGAUACUUUCGCCGUCGCAUGGUGUACGAGAUUCUCAGCAAGAAGCUCAUGGUGUGAUGCGGAUGUGCGUGCGUAUCCACCUUGUCCGUCACGGAGAGCACUUCUAGCUUGAGCCUUUCUCUAUGACUGGGUAAGCAUUCACCGCAGCUUGAAACAAUGGCCGCAGAGUCACUGGCCGUACAGUCUAAGACGGCUCGACUGUGCUGUGCAUAUGACCAAUAUCCUGCCCACUCGUCCAGCCUGGAUUCCGCUCGGCUGCCUGAAGUGUGUGUAUGUGUGUAGCUGAGUGAUUCAGUGCUGCCAGCGCGUGUGAAAGAGUCCGCAGUGUCAGCAGGUGUGUGGCUGAAAGAGUCAGUGCUGCCAUCUCCGUCGUAACCUUGGUCACCACCUGCUGCUGCUGCACAAGCAAUGCCAGUGCAGUGUGCCUGCAAUAGGAUGACUCUCAGCUGGCACUGCACCGGCGCAGUGUUCUUGCUGCAGCAGUGACGACACUCACUGCCAACACCAACACCACCAGCAGCAGCACCAGCAGCAGCACAGCACUGAGCAGCAUUGACUACAGCGAAAGCUAUCCAGCAGCCAAUACCUCCGUCCGUGGAGCAUCGACUGCAGUGAAAACCAGCCAACAGCCAACAUCGCCAUCCGUGUAGCAUUGACUACAGUGAAAGCUAGCCAGCACUGCCAAUAUCGCCAUUCGAGUAGCAGCCGCCUUCAUGUUUUUAAUGAGAUGUACAUCGAGACGGACGUAUUGCCAGCGUGCACCGGCCAACUAGCCACUUGUUGGCACGUCACUGGAACACAGAGCACCUUGGGGUCCCCCCCCCCCCCCCCGCGGGGUUCUAGUCGCGUGUCAGUCAUUGAUUGCAUUGGUCACCAAGUGUGUGCAUGCGUGUGUGUGUGUGUGUGUGUCUGUGUGUGUGUGUGUGUGUGUGUGUGUGUGUGUGUGUGUGUGUCUGUGUGUGUGUGUGUGUGUGUGUGUCUGUGUGUGUGUGUGUGUUACUGUGUACAUGAUGUAGACUCUAGCCAUCUGCAGACCAACCAACUAUCACCUCCAACUUCUCUUUGCCAGUUGUUUUUACUUACUUACUUGAAGUACCUUUUUUUUUACUGUUCCAUACAUACCUACUACUACGAUGCUGGUGCUGCUGCUGCUGCUGGUGGUGUAGCUAGCUACAUGACUGUACAGUGCUGCUCAAUGAAAUCCAGUCGCCAGAGUCAAGUUGGCGCCGUGCACCUGUUCGCAGGUCUAG